Physcomitrium patens is the source of this 1546-nucleotide messenger RNA. RefSeq lists its product as uncharacterized. The record is from RefSeq and is a predicted model, not a curated record. Lineage: Eukaryota; Viridiplantae; Streptophyta; Bryopsida; Funariales; Funariaceae.
UAUUGGUUUCGAGUCAUUUCAGUAGCUUUGGUCUUUUCGAACUCCACACAAAAAUUUGAGUCAUGAUUUCAAACUGAUUUGCAUAUAUUCUCGUAUUCAAAAUAGAAUUGAGGAACAAUAAUCCUGCGGUGAAAAGCUUGUUGAGCUCAAUUCCUCGAAGUGCCGUUCUCUACCCACAUUUCCUCUGAAGCUGGGUAAUCCGGAAUUUUUCUCGUGGUCUUCACCUCAAUUCUUCGAAAAAACAUUGGGUGCGAAUCUAGUUUUGUUAUUAGGUAAGGUUAAAGUUGCCAGAUUUGCAGUCGGCAACGGUGAUCACGAUGCAGGGAGCGAUGGCGACGCAGCUACGCCGCUGCAGGAAGGCUUUGCUCGUGGUGGGCUACUAUCAAAAUCUCUGUUGUCGGUCGAUGCAAACUGUUUCAGCUGCCCAUUCUGAUACAUCGCUGAAGAGAGAUGUUCCCGUGUGCGUGGCGCCUACAGUGGAGGCGUUCAUGCAUGGGUGCUAUGCGGCGCAGACUCCUAUGUUGAUACAAGGCGCUAUGGAUACAUGGGCACCGAGAAAAUGGACACCAGAGUCGUUGAAGAAUAAAUUCGGACAUUUAAGUGUUCCUGUUGAGCUAGGUUUUUGGAACGAGGAGGAAAGGAGGUGGGGAGAUUAUCGGGACCUUUACAAAGAAGACGUCACCCAUGCUGGCUCAAAGGAGUAUUUUAUGCCUCAUCAACCUAUGUUAUUAGCAGACUUUAUUGACGUUUUCAUGUGCAAAAGGGAAGAUCCUUCCUCACGACCACCACUUAUUGGGUACAUGGCUCAACAUCAAGGACUUACUGAAGUGGCAGCUGACAUACCGGACCCAGAGUAUGUAAAAGUCCAGCGGGGAGUUGAUCAAAGAAACCUGUGGUUGGGUCCUGCGGGGACUGUUUCACCACUUCAUUAUGAUCCAUACCAUAACAUUCUGGCUCAAGUCUUUGGAACAAAGUACAUUCGCCUUUAUGCUCCUAAAGAGAGCUCCAGAUUAUACCCUUUCACAUCAAAUAUGUUCCUCCGCAAUACUUCACAGGUUAAUCCGGAGGAUACCCACACAUAUCAGACAUGGCCAGAAUUUCAGAAAGCUGAGUUUUGGGAGUGUAAGUUACGUGCCGGCGAGAUCCUUUACAUUCCCUUGAAGUGGUGGCAUUACGUGAGGGCGGAGAGCAACAGCCUGUCUGCAAGCUUCUGGUGGUCUUGAGAGGCAUCUAGUUCUGCAUGUUGUCCAACGUAUUUACCACGGAUGAUUGAAUGGCAUCGAGAUGAAUAAGUCUCAGUAAAAGGAAAGCAAAUUGAAAAGUGCGAGAAUGAGUCUAAGUUUGCUACCACAAGAAUAUUGUCUGGUCCAUCAGAAAAAAAACGUAUAAUCUUUCGAGGGUGCAUAAUCAGAUGCAAUAAUAUUCGGAAGCUAAUGCGAACUCAUUGCCAUCCAAGCAUUGUAACUUGGUGUGUUAACUUCCAGCCUACCCUAUUUUAAUUUAUCCCCAGAUAUGCAAAGCGUGUUAUAUGCGGCAGAACAAGGUU